AUGAAAAUUAAACCACUCACAACAGAAGACCAAUCGUCAAAUCAGCAGCAAGAAACUGAAAAGCUCAUCCAAUCCAAGAAGAAACCAAGACCUUUCCUUCUAGGAAUCUUUCUUUCGGUUAGAUUAUUCUUAAUCAUUGUCAUUACACUUCUCGUGAUUGCAACAGCUCUUUCCAUUUGGAUUGCAGCUUAUAAAGUCAAUGAACAAGCAGCCUUGGAAGCAGUCUCAGGAAUCAUGACUAAUAUCAAUGAUAAAGUUCGCCAAUUUUUAGAUGGUCAACUGGUGCCACUUCAAGUAGUUUCUCAACAAUUAAGAGAUGAUUAUCAAAAUGGAUAUAUCGACACAGCAGAUGGAUAUCUUAGAUAUUUCUAUUCCAAACUCAAGCAGAAUAACAUUACCAUUGUAACUUUGUGUUUGGGUGAGAAUGGAGCGGACACAUUGUAUGGUUACACUGGAGAAGAUGGAAUUAUUUCAACACUCAGAAAGAGACAAGGUGAUAAAUAUCUGUUAAAGUUGGCAACUGACGAGAAUGGUGAUCCAACUUCCAAGAUUCAGCUCAAUAUUACCUAUGUUGUGCCGAAGAGAGAUUUUUAUUUGGAAUCAGCUCAGUUUUUUACAAAUGGUUAUCCAGAUGGAGGAUUUGGUACAGUGAAUCAGAUUCCAUCUGGUCAUAUGACUAUUUAUUAUGCCUCUCAAGUAUUUGCUAGAAAUUCAACUUCCAAAAUUGGAAUUGCCAAGAUUAAUUUGACAUUUCAACAAAUUGCUCAAUUUUUCGCAGGAAUUAAGGUUUUGGAAAAUGGAUAUAGUAUAUUGUCAGAGUAUGGAAAUGAUAUGAUUAUUGGUUGUUCUCUUCCUAUUCCUAAUAUUGAAAAAACUCGUAUUAAGGCACAAAACAUUACUAUUCGAAACGCAGGAAAAGUAUUCACCAAAAUGUUGCAAGCAAACACUGAAAUUUCAUACAUCCAGGAAGGAUCUGAAAAUCUCAUUGUUUCCACCACAUCCUACACUUUUAAAAACCUUAAAUGGCGUCUCACUUUAGUUUUCGACGAAAAUGAAAUCAAAAAGGGAAUUAUCACAAGUUCUUAUGUGAUUGCUGGAGUUACAAUUGGUGUGAUUUGCAUUGGUGUGGUUCUGAGUGUUGUCAUUGGUUGGAUAGUUACCAAUCCAUUCAUUCAAUUACAAAAAGAUUUCAAAAAGAUUGAAGUUUUGGAUUUGACGAAUAUCAAACCAAGAAAUUCGAUAUUUACCGAAUCUAAGAGUAUUUAUUCUAGUUUGACAGAUACAGUGAAUUGGUUGGCAGAGUUUAGGGCAUUUCUUCCUGAUUGCGUUUUGAAUCAGUUGGAGCAAAAUCAGGAAAAUCAAGCUGAGGAAUCGGCUACUAAUCCAAACGAAUCUCACCGAAAGGCCCAAGAAUCGUCUAGCUCCAUUGCUUCAAAAGCUGGUUCAGGUUUGGAUUCGUUCCGUCACGGAUCAACAUUCAGAAAUCCUAAAGGUGGUGUUGCUGCCAUGCUUAAAUUGGGACUUUCGUCUAGACACAGUUGUGUUCUAUAUAUGAGAAUUCCAGCAUUGAAUAAUGUCAAUAUUUCAGAUGUUGAAAUUCUAAACAGUACUGUGUGUAAAGUCAUUACUGGAGUUUCGUCUAUUUGUAAGACGGUGAGAGGUGACUUGCAAAUCAAAAGUCAUAAUGAAUAUUUAGUUGUCUUUUCAGAUAAGAAUUGUUCAUUGACAGGAUUGGAAACUUCUCUCAAGAUUACUACAGCACUCAAUUCGUUAAACGAAACUCUUAUUCGAAAUGGAGCUAGUCCUUUAAAGGCAAAUAUAGCAAUUGCAAGUGGUGAAUGUCUUCAAGGAAAUGUUGGAAAUAAUUCUUUGAGAUUCUUUACGCUUGUGGGUGAAAUGAUUUACAGAGCUAGGAAUUUGUCAAUCAUGUGUGAAGAUUAUGGAGUUAGUGUAAUUGUAGAUCAGGAAACACAUGAUGAAAACAAGGAUUCGUUUGUGUAUCGUCCUGUGGAUCGUUAUCUUGGAGGCGAUCGUUCCAUUUCAACAGUUUAUGAGCUCAUUAAGAAGAAUCAGAUAAAUGCAGAUGAAUGGUUAUACGAAUUGGAACAACAAAAGGAAAAUACCAAGUAUGAGAUUUACUCUCAACAAUUUACCAAGUUAUUUUCACAACCCAAUUUGGAAACACACGACCUUUCGGCUAUCAAGAAAGUUUUGGAGGAGAAUCAAAUUCCCAAUGAUAAAUUAAUGGAAAGAUUGAUUCGUAUAAUUGACAAAUCAUGUCUGAAUAAUCAUAGAGACUUUGCUAAUUAUCACAGCCAUUUGAAAUCAUCCAUUGAUACUUAUAUCGAUCAUAAUAUUCCUCUUCAUUUAGAAUAA
This is a messenger RNA of Naegleria gruberi, 2376 nucleotides long. RefSeq lists its product as uncharacterized. The record is from RefSeq and is a predicted model, not a curated record. The coding region runs from base 1 to 2376 and encodes 791 amino acids. The transcript has a single exon. NCBI's taxonomy places the organism in Eukaryota, Heterolobosea, Eutetramitea, Acrasida, Naegleriidae.